This is a messenger RNA of Hordeum vulgare subsp. vulgare (domesticated barley), 832 nucleotides long. RefSeq lists its product as uncharacterized. The transcript is spliced from 5 exons. The record is from RefSeq and is a predicted model, not a curated record. Lineage: Eukaryota; Viridiplantae; Streptophyta; Magnoliopsida; Poales; Poaceae. Bases 26 to 832 code for a protein of 268 amino acids.
GCUAGGCAGGUUAGGUUCGUGAUAGAUGAUGAAAUCUGGGGAGGAAGUUAGUCAGGGUCAGCAAAUGGACGGUUUUGUGAAGGAGAAAGCUGCUGGGGAAUCGGGCGAUGGACGGAAGAUCAAGACGAGCCCUUCUAUCAAUCUGAAUUCCUUGCCUACAAUGGCCCCUGCUCGUGUGGAUAUUGUUGUCUUGCACGGUGCAAUGGAGUCAGGCGCCAACGAUGCUGAGUCCAGUAGCACUGAUAAGAAGAAGCUCCCGAAGAAUGAGGAAGUUGAUGAAGGCAAAAUUCAGGCACAUGCAGACAUGAAGAGCGACUCGGUUGACCCUUUGAACAACGAGAACCAUGCUGGGGAGAAGGAUGCUUUGGUAAGUGUGCUAGAAAAUGAGGGGUGUGCGGAUAGUGGCGAUAAUUAUAAGGGAGUUCAAGUUCUCAGCGUUGUCAAAAAGGAUGAGCCUGAGGAAAUUGUUGAUUAUAUUAAUCGUAUAACGGUUGCGGAAUAUAGAGAGGAGAAGGGUGCCGCCGGUUCUACUUCUGCAAUUACUGCGGUGCGAGCACCUAGCUCCCGGUCGUCUUGUUACCAUGGCAUGAUCAGGCAUAGGUGGAAUGGGAAGUAUGAAGCUCAUUUGUGGCAUAGUACUUGCAGAGUAGAAGGACGGAGAAGGAAAGGAAAGCAAGUUACUCACAACGGAUUUCUGUUUGAUUUUUUGGAGUUUUUGCAGCUGAUACUUCAACCUUUAUAUGCAAGUGCCAAAAGAUCUCAGCUAGAUAUGAUGCAUCAAGUGAAGAAGUUAGGAUUCAUUCCAGUUUGCUGCAACCUUCAAUGCAAGUAA